Molecule: messenger RNA, 462 nt
Organism: Peromyscus eremicus (cactus mouse)
Lineage: Eukaryota; Metazoa; Chordata; Mammalia; Rodentia; Cricetidae
Product: small ribosomal subunit protein eS12-like
Exons: 2
Coding region: 1-462 (153 amino acids)
Biological process (GO): translation
Cellular component (GO): ribosome; cytosolic small ribosomal subunit
Molecular function (GO): structural constituent of ribosome
Source: RefSeq, a predicted model, not a curated record
AUGGCUGAGGAGGGCAUUGCUGCUGGAGGUGUAAUGGACAACAACACUUUUCUACAGGAGGUGCUGAAGAUCGCCCUGGCAUGUGGCAUCCAUGAAGAUGCCAAAGCCUUAGACAAGCACCAAGCCCGUCUCUGUGUGCCCACAUCCAGCUGUGAUGAGCCUAUGUAUGUCAAGUUGGUGGAGGCACUUUGUGCUGAGCACCAAAUCAACAUGAUUAAGGUUGAUGGCAAGAAACCAGGGGAAUGGGUAGACCUCUGUAAAAGUGACCAAGAGGGGAAGCCACAGAAAGUGGUUGGUUGUAGUUGUGGAGUGGUUAAGGACUAUGGCAAAGAAUCUCAGGACAACGAUGUCAUCGAAGAGUACUUCAAAUGCAAGAAACGAAUAACAAAUACUUCCUGCAUGCUGCCUGUGGGCUACAUCCUGGGCAAGCACCAGGGGAGCCAUGGCAAACCAGCCGCAUAG